AUGAAGGCCCUUGGAAUCUUUGAAGAUGUGGAGUUGGUCCUCAAGAACAUGCACUUGGCCAAGCUCUUCUCUACCACAUGGAAUCCUACAAGGAGCUCACUUGCGAGUUCUAGCUUCAAUGAGGGAGAGAAGAGAAUGGUGACCUUUAGGCAGCUGGAGAUCUUGUUUGGGUUCAACUAUGGAGAGGGAACCAAGUGGAACUUCAAGGAAAAGGAACUCCAAAGGGUUUGGGCUACAAUCGCUGAUGGAGUGUACUCUUCCUCAAGGUCAAGGCAGCUCAGAUCAGGAGCCCAGUCUUGA
This is a messenger RNA of Microthlaspi erraticum, 300 nucleotides long. The record is from the annotation of a GenBank genome assembly. Lineage: Eukaryota; Viridiplantae; Streptophyta; Magnoliopsida; Brassicales; Brassicaceae.